AUGAGCUACGAAAAAGCUCCCUACCAAGACUCCGAGAAGUCCUUCCAACAAUCCGAAAAGUCCUUCAUACCACCACCUCCUCCAUACACGACCGCCGCAUACCCUCAGCCCGCCGGACCUGUCGUUCCCCCGCAGCACGCAGCACCGAAUCAGGCCUACUACUAUCCCGGCGCCCCAUUCGCUCCCUCCACAGGAUAUGCUGCUCCACCACCACAGGCCCAGAAUCAACAAGCCUACUAUUACCCCGGCGCUCCCUACGCUCCCUCCACCUCUCCCUACCCCGCCGGCGGUGCCCCUCCAGUAGCAGCACCAGCUCCUCCUCCUCCUCAUCCUCCCCAGGCUUCCUACCCCUCCUCCUCCAGCAGUAGCCUCCACGCCUUCCCACCCACCAUCAACGGCUACUACAGCUGGAAAUCCAUGACGACAAUCUACCUCGGCCCCAGCAAAUCCGAAAAGACGCACGCGCUCAAGAUCCACGACAAGCUCUUCUCCUCCAAGCAAACCCUCGCCCUCCACGCCGGCCCCACCCCCGACCACCCUGUCCUCGUUAGCGCCUUCUCGCGCGGCUACAAGGACCAGGAGUUCACCGUGACCGUCCCCGGCCGCGGGCCCGGCGGCGCCGACGUCGUGGUGCCGACGAGCAGCAUCAAGACGGGGAAGAUGAGCAGGGCGGCGCGGUUCGAGGUCGAGGUCGGUGGGCCUGGGAGCGGGAGGAGGGAGACGUUCGAGUGGCGCAGCAGCCAUGGCGAGGAGAUCAGCGCCGUCGCGACGGGGUAUUCGUUCGGCUGGAAGCUGGUGCGGCUGUCUGGCGGCGGCGGCGCCAACGGGGGGCCGGUGGGCAGUGGGCGUGGUUUCUCGAGCGAUGGGAACGAGGUCGUGGCUGUGAUUGCGCACAAUGCGUCGUGCAGCAUGUCGAAGGGGAUGCGGUUCUCGUUUUUGGGGAGCGGGUUGGCGGGCGCGUUUGGAGAGGUGUGGGAGAUUGUGGCGGUGGGGUCGGCGCUGAAGCUUUGGUAUAGGGAUGUGGAGCACAUGGCUUCUGCGGCGUCUGGUUGA
This is a messenger RNA of Lasiodiplodia theobromae, 1053 nucleotides long. RefSeq lists its product as uncharacterized. The transcript has a single exon. Lineage: Eukaryota; Fungi; Ascomycota; Dothideomycetes; Botryosphaeriales; Botryosphaeriaceae. The record is from RefSeq and is a predicted model, not a curated record. Bases 1 to 1053 code for a protein of 350 amino acids.